UGAAGAGAGCGACGCAUGCGCGCGGCGGCGGUCGAUACCCGUGACGUCAAUGGCAGCUCGGCUCAGUCAGCCGCCAUCGGCCCCCGCGAUAUGAUGUGGCCGAGAUGCCUGGCAGCCGCCACACUGCUGCUGGCCGCGACCGCUAGCCGAGAGGUCUUCACCAACUCCUUCCUCGUGCGGUUCAAGCGGAGCGUCCCCCACGCGGCGGUGAGCCAGCUGGCGCAGCGGCAUGGCUUCGACAACCUCGGCCCGGUGCUGGGGUCGGACACGGAGUGGCACCUGGCGCACCGCGGGCUCCCGCACGCGCGCUCAAAGCGCUCCAUCCCGCACACUCGCGCGCUCAAGCAGCACCCGCUGGUGCACACGGCGGUGCAGCAGACGGGCUUCAAGCGGGUGAAGCGCGGGUUCCGCCCCCUCCGCCUGCCCGAGAGCCUGCAGGCCGCCGCCGCCGCCACCGACCCGCGCGACCCCUACUUCCCCCUGCAGUGGUACCUCAAGAACACGGGGCAGAACGGCGGGAAGCCCAAGCUGGACCUGAACGUGGAGGCCGCCUGGGCGCAGGGGUAUACUGGGGUGAAUGUUACUACGGCUAUUAUGGAUGAUGGUGUCGACUAUAUGCACCCGGAUUUGAAGUACAAUUAUAAUGCGGAGGCUUCGUAUGACUUCAGCAGCAACGACCCCUUCCCCUACCCACGCUACACCGACGACUGGUUCAACAGCCACGGCACGCGGUGCGCGGGCGAGGUGGCGGCGGCGCGGGACAACGGCGUGUGCGGCGUCGGCGUCGCCUACCACUCCAAGGUGGCCGGCAUCCGCAUGCUGGACCAGCCGUACAUGACGGACCUGAUCGAGGCCAACUCGAUGGGCCACGAGCCCAACAAGAUCCACAUCUACAGCGCGUCGUGGGGCCCCACCGACGAUGGCCGCACCGUCGACGGGCCACGGAACGCCACCAUGCGGGCCAUCGUGCGCGGGGUUAACGAGGGUCGCAACGGUUUAGGCAACAUCUACGUGUGGGCCAGCGGCGACGGCGGCGAGGACGACGACUGCAACUGCGACGGGUACGCCGCCUCCAUGUGGACCGUCUCCAUCAACAGCGCAAUAAACGACGGCCAAAACGCGCACUACGACGAGUCCUGUUCCUCCACCCUGGCCAGCACCUUCAGCAACGGCGCUCGCGACCCCAGCACCGGCGUGGCCACCACCGACCUGUACGGCAAGUGCACCGCCACCCACUCCGGCACCUCCGCCGCCGCGCCCGAGGCUGCGGGCGUGUUCGCGCUGGCACUGCAUGCCAAUCCGAGUCUGACAUGGAGGGAUAUCCAGCAUUUGACCGUGUUGACUUCUAAGAGGAAUUCUCUGUACGAUGCUAAGGGCCGCUUCCACUGGACGAUGAACGGCGUGGGGCUGGAGUUCAACCACCUGUUCGGGUUCGGCGUGCUGGACGUGGGCGCCAUGACGGCGCUGGCCGCCAGCUGGAAGUCCGUCCCCCCGCGGUACCACUGCGAGGCGGGCGCGGUCAACACGCACACCGAGAUCCCGCCAGAAGGCAGCAUCAAGCUAUCCAUCUCGACGGCGGCGUGCGCGGGCGCGGGCUCGGAGGUGCGCUACCUGGAGCACGUGCAGGCCGUGGUCAGCGCCAACUGCUCGCGCCGCGGCGACCUCGAGCUCUUCCUCACCAGCCCCAUGGGCACCAGGUCAAUGAUCCUGAGCCGGCGCGCGAACGAUGACGACUCCCGGGACGGCUUCACCAAGUGGCCCUUCAUGACCACGCACACUUGGGGCGAGUACCCGCAGGGCGUCUGGACCCUCGAGGCAAGUUUCAAUAGCGGCGGCAGCGCGACCCCGGCCUCUGGUUGGCUGCGCGGCUGGUCUCUAGUCCUGCACGGCACUAGGGCGCCGCCCUACGCCCAGCUCCAGCCCCAGGACCCGCACUCCAAGCUCGCAGUCGUCAAGAAGGCUCAUGAAGACAACGCGACCAUUAAGUAAACAGAUGAAGGAUGCUGAUGAAACGAUGGAGUUUGGUUGAUUGAGGUUUUAGGGUUGAAGCAUUCGGGUUCGGGUUUUUGUUACAGUGGUUGAUUUGGUGUAGUGGUUGGAUUAAUACGGGAGGAUUUUAUGAAAAAGAUUUUUAAAAUGGGGAUAAGGGUAACUAAAAAUGGAUUGUUAUUUGGGGUGGACUUUACAUUUACGUUAACCACUUUUUCAAAAACUGCAUAACACGAAAUUUUAUGCGAAACAAGAUCAUUUAAAUUUGAAAUCCUUGUUUGAAAAGCGAUAAAUUUAUCGACUUUCUGGUUUUGAAGAAUAUCUAAAUGUAUACGAGAUGAAAAUACGUCAGAUUUAUAUAAUCACCUAUGAUGUAAGUAUACAAUUAAAUUCCAUCGUUUAUCAGUAGAAUAAGAUUGUUAAGUGCAUUAAAAACGGUGUUAACAACUUUUAACAAAGUAGGUUUAACCUGUAAGCUAGGCACCGAAAGAGUGACCUCACGGUAAGCAAAGGGCUAAACACCAUCUCCCAUGAAUG
Messenger RNA from Plutella xylostella (diamondback moth), 2526 nucleotides. RefSeq names its product prohormone processing protease amontillado (gene amon). Gene Ontology annotation, molecular function: serine-type endopeptidase activity. The record is from RefSeq and is a predicted model, not a curated record. Gene Ontology annotation, cellular component: membrane; neuron projection. Gene Ontology annotation, biological process: peptide hormone processing. NCBI's taxonomy places the organism in Eukaryota, Metazoa, Arthropoda, Insecta, Lepidoptera, Plutellidae.